AUGUCUAGUCGAUCUGAUCUUCCGUCCUCAUCUGCCCAACUUCAGCAGCAGUGUGUCUCACCUCGUCAACAUCUGUAUAAAAAAAAGAAUUCAGAUUGGAAAACUGAGUUACGGCAGAAAUUUUUGCGACAUUUACAAGUGGGUCGUCAAAGAUUUUUCGAUCGUCGACGUAAUGAACAUAAAUCUUUGAAUGAAAAAAUGCUGAUCGAUAAAAUAAUACAAGAUGAAAUCUGCAGUUUGAAAUCAUCCGAACAUAUUACUGAUAGUGAAUUAAAUGAUGCAAUUCAAGAAUAUGAACAAUUUCGAGAUGACUUCAUCCAACAACAAAUAGAAGAUAUGAUUAUUAAUGAACAAGAACAGCUGCAAGAUUUGAUUAAAGCAGAAGAUUCGGUUUUAUGUCCAGGAUGUCAGAGCAAGUAUGAGAUUCAUGCCUUCAAUACAUUUCUUGGGUUUUCUUAA
Molecule: messenger RNA, 459 nt
Organism: Thelazia callipaeda (thelaziosis nematode)
Lineage: Eukaryota; Metazoa; Nematoda; Chromadorea; Rhabditida; Thelaziidae
Source: the annotation of a GenBank genome assembly